AGCCUCAUAAAUGGGCUGAAAAAAAUUUAAAUGAUUCUAUAGACAUUUGGGAGUUUUAUGCUGGCCCUUUUCGAGUUAUAGUUCCUUGCGACGCAAAAUAUGUUGAUAAAAUAUAUUUGUCAUAUAAUGAGUCAAAGAGUUUAUCUAAGGAAGUAAUGUUUUCUAAACGUGGCGUUGCUGUUUAUAAUGAGGUUGGAAUACAAAAUGGCGUAGUAUUUAAUAAUGAUAUUCAUAAAUGGAAACGAAGUCGGCAAUUCAUCACUAAAGUAUUAAUGUCUAAAAAACACCAGAUUGAAUUUAAAAAUAGUAGUCAAAAGAUAUUUGAGGAAUAUGAGAAGCAAUGGGAUAAAAAUGACGGUAUAACCUUAGAUUUUUCCAAAUGGAUAUCUUUGUAUAAAGCAAAAGUAACAAUCGCUACUGUCAUUGGACAACCACUAUAUAACUUGCCAUCAUUUGAUUCAAUUUCCAGAGCUGCAGCUGAAUACGUUAUAAUGGAAUCCGUUUUCUUGAAUGGUACAAUUCGUAGUAUUAUUCAAGAACGUAGAGAUAAGAUUAUGAGUGGAUCGAUACCAAAUUUUAAUUUAUUAGACCUAUUGUUGAUUACUAAUUCAUCAAGUAAUUCUGAGGGAUAUAUUGAAGGUGAACAACCUAUGAAUGAUGAAGAAAUUGAAACCAACCUUGCUGAAAUCACUACCAGCAAUGCUCUUUGCUUUCUUGUAUAUAAUGUUGCCAAAAAUCCUUUAAAUCAUGAGAAACUUUGUGCAGAAAUUUUCAAAAUAUUUGGAUCAGAUACAAACGCAAUGGUUACUUACGAAGAUCUUGAAAAAUGUCGCUAUGUAGAUGCAUUGGUUAAAGAAAGUUUACGUAGUUCAAACCCUGUUCCAUACAAUUUGCGUGUGCUUAAUGGUGAUGAUAGCACUGAUAAAUUUCAUUGGUCGCCUGGAACAUGGUUCUUGAUUGAUAAUCAAAGAAUAAUGAAUAAUCCUAAAUAUUGGAACGAACCAAUGAAGUUUAAUCCAGAUCGAUUUCUCAGUGAAGAACACGGAGGCACCAACGAAUUUAGCAAUAUGUGCAAGAAUGGAUACGUGCCAUUUGGUGGUGGUUUAAGAAUAUGCCCAGGAAGAAAUAUUGCAUUAAUUGAGCUAAAAUUACUAGCUAUAUUAUUUUUUAGAAAGUAUAAUAUUGAAUUAGUAAACAAUGAAUCAAUUAAAUAUGUUUAUAGGACAACUAACCAAGUCCAUGACUUCAUGAUCAAAAUAUCUCAAAAAAGAAAAUAA
Dentiscutata erythropus is the source of this 1277-nucleotide messenger RNA. NCBI's taxonomy places the organism in Eukaryota, Fungi, Glomeromycota, Glomeromycetes, Diversisporales, Gigasporaceae. The record is from the annotation of a GenBank genome assembly.